Molecule: messenger RNA, 1989 nt
Organism: Penicillium angulare
Lineage: Eukaryota; Fungi; Ascomycota; Eurotiomycetes; Eurotiales; Aspergillaceae
Product: Zn(II)2Cys6 transcription factor
Exons: 2
Coding region: 1-1989 (662 amino acids)
Biological process (GO): regulation of DNA-templated transcription
Molecular function (GO): DNA-binding transcription factor activity, RNA polymerase II-specific; zinc ion binding
Source: RefSeq, a predicted model, not a curated record
AUGACAAAAGGCUGCUAUACGUGUCGCCGCCGCCGCAUUAUUUGCGAUAAUGGCCAGCCUACCUGUCGGAAAUGCCAAGAUGCGGGGAAAGAAUGCCUGGGGUACCAGAAACCUUUGGUUUGGGUUAAGGGUGGAGUGGCUAGUCGUGGUAAAAUGAUGGGUCGGAGUUUUGAUGAGCCCAAGAAACCUUCUGGUGGAGGAAAGUGUCAAGGUAAAGGGGCAGCGACGUCAAUAUCAGCGAAAGCGAGGCCGGUCCAAAGAGCAGAAGAACCGGAGCCGUCACAUAGCGGCUUGAAUUUUUCUAUGCCUGCAUCCUCGUCCGAGACAGAUUCAUCACCGAGCUCUGGAGCCCAGCAUAGUCCGGAGACGGAUUGGAUUCAAGAAGUACUGGAUGCAGGAAAUAUGGAGCCGGUAAACUUUGGGCCUUCUUUUGGAUUUGUCGAGGAAGAGGUGGACAUGGACACAUCCGAUCGGCCAGACGAACGAAGUACUGCGAUGGUGCAUGCUCCACAGGCCACACCGAUCGAGUACAUGCCAACACCGUGGGGCUUGGUUGAUCCUUUGCUCAAAGAUUUCAAUCAAACUUCAAGAUUAUAUUUACAUCAUUACCAUGAAUACAUGACGAAUGAUUUUCUGAUCUAUCCCCAGCUCAAGAACCCCUGGCGAGAUAUCAUAUCAUUAGUCGGUCACUCGCCUCUUCUCGGUAAUGCAUUGUUGGCAAUGGGAGCAUUGCAUUUUUCACUUAUCUCUAAUUCGGACUCCUCUAUCAUGCCUUGGUCAUCUCAAAAUCCUCUGACCACUAAUACCCCGUUGGCACAACAAGACAUUGAGAACAUGAUUGUCUCCACAAGCUCCCAACAAUUGACCUCGAAAUCAUACCGUCAUUACCUAGAAUUUAAGCAACGCACGCUUAAUCAACUGUCAAAAGAUCUUCUGAAUCCUGUGAUGGCUAAAGACGACAUUACCUUGGCAGCAAUUGUUGUCCUCGCUCUUCUUGACCUAUUCGAAUCUGGCAGUGGGGCCUGGAGCUAUCACAUCGAAGGCGCAAAGAAGCUUUUAAGAAGUAGACCCGAAAAUACACUGGGCUCAGGGAUUCUCCAGGGACUAGAGGCAGUUGCCAUCGAUGCCUGUUUAAUUAUGGAGAUUAUGGGAUCUACGCUGGCACGCCCAGGUGCCCUCUCUCAACCGUUUUACCCUCAAACCAUGGGUCCAGCCAUGCUAAAGCGUCUCGAAGAAACAUCAUGGGUCGGCUGCCCAGCCUAUCUCCUUGAAGUUAUUUUCUUCGUCCACACUCUUUGGUAUCCAGAUUCCGACCUCGCAGCCGCAGCUCCCCAACCCACCACUCUCGGAAUAUCCAUGCAACAAGGCCAGCCCCUCUCCCGCGAAUCAUACAUGCAGCUCCUUCAGGGGAUCCGCUCUUUUGACCCCGUUGCCUGGGCACAAGAAAUGCAAACUUAUUUCCACCUUGACGACCUCUCCUCACGCAUAGCGCUUGCAAGCGCCUACCAAGCCGGCGUCUACCUUUACACAAGUCGCGUUCUCUCAAAAGCCAGAGACGGAUACUCACCGUCCUGGAACGACACAAACCUCCCCUCAGAUCACUCCCAAGCCGCUCAUGACCUAAUCACCCGUAUCUGUUCCGUCCCCAUAUCAGAUCCCCAUUUCAAGUGCCUCAUAUGGCCUACUUUCAUUGCUGGAGCGGAAUGCCGCCGUCUCUCACAGCGCUCUCUCAUUCUUGAGAAACUUGCUGCUCUCUACCAAGCUGUUACAAGUAUCAACGUCCGCAAUGCGGCGUGGGUUCUCAGACUCAUGUGGCAGAAACAGGACCUCAAGCGACAUGAGCGUGAAAAUGUCCCCGUUGGUCUUGUUGAUGGACUUCUUCCAAGUGGAGUCCUCGAACAGGAUGAUCAUGGUGAUGAAACUUUUGAUUCUUCGUUCGAUUGGGUGGAUGAGCUGGACGCAUCUCGCCUUGAUUGGUUGUUUAUUUGA